Molecule: messenger RNA, 388 nt
Organism: Acaulospora morrowiae
Lineage: Eukaryota; Fungi; Glomeromycota; Glomeromycetes; Diversisporales; Acaulosporaceae
Source: the annotation of a GenBank genome assembly
GUCCUUUGCCGCUUCGCGAAUUGUGCCUGCAAUGAAAAUCUAUGAAAUAUACAGGGGCAUGACCCAAGUACACUUUAUGAAUACGCUCGCGCUAACUAACGAUUUUCAAAGUAUUGCCAACAAAUUAAAGGAGAUAUCACCAUAUGUUUUAAGCAAGUCAUCCGUAAGAGUCGCAAUAACGUGUGAUUAUGAAACCGUUGGAUCAAAUGAAGAUGCACUAAACAAACUUUUGAAAGAAUUACCGGAACGCGAAUGUCGCCCUUUGGAACAGUCUGAAUUCCAGAUAAAAAAUGAGAAAGCUUUUUUCCCACUCCCGUUCUCCGUAAAUUUUAGCGCGGAAUGCUUCAAGGGAGUGCCUUAUACACACUCUGACAGCGCCAAAUUACAG